AUGAGUUUUUUGGAUGAUAGUGAUGACGAGAGUGUUGUGUCUUCGUCUGCUUACGGAAAUCCACUCGCUUCGGCAACCGGAAGUCGUUUAGGUUCUCUCUUUGGAGGAUCAGGAGACGAUCAAGGUGAAGCUGAUUUCAAAUUCAAACCAAAUACUCAGCAGCAACAACCAUCUACUUCACUUCAACGAAAACUUUCCAGUUCAUCCAUCAGCUCAACAAAUUCCUCGUCAAAUGGUUCUGUUGGAACCAAUUCAACAGCUAAUUCUCAAAAUGUUGUCCAAAUGGCAGUACCAAAUAAGACUCGAGGUGAGAAUGGAUCUGUAAUGCAUGCUAUGGUGGUUCAAUUGUUUUCAUUCUCUAAUGAAGUACGACAAUAUCAACCUUUGGGCAGUGUAGGUGCUGCAAUUCUUAACAAUUUUCCAAUACCAAGUUUGAUCUUUUAUAGAAAUCCUCAAGAUAUUAUUAUUCAAUUACCAAUUACUUCACAACACACACUUUUCACAUUGCAACAAGGUCAAUCGACAUUUGCAUCGUUGCAUGAUUUGCACAGUAAUAGAAUAUUUUCAAUUGGAUUCCAAAAUGCAAAUGAUGCUAUUCUAUUCGCCAAAAUAAUUUGUAUUGCCAAGUUUAUGGGUCAACCUAAUAUGGAGGUAUCCACAGUCAAUCUUAAUGAAAUGGCUAACACUCUUGGAAACACUGACUCAUCGACUCCAGUAUGCAAGGAGGGAUAUAGAGUUUCUGUGAAAUAUUCUGGAUGGCUUGUUGACAAUGAUGCAAAGAAAGGCCUCGUCAUUGGCAAACUUUUCGACACCAAUGAAAACUCAGCUAAUUUAUUUUCGUUCAAAUUUGGAGAAUCAGAAGUUAUUCGUGGUUGGGAACAAGCAUUGAAAGGUGUUCGUGUUGGAGGUCGUAGAUUCUGUGUCAUUCCUGCUCAUUUAGCAUACGGAGAACGCGGAGUUGUAAAUGUUAUUCCUCCCAAUAGUAUUCUAUGUUUCCAAAUUGAGGUUGUGAAAAUGAAAAAGUUGAAGAGUGCAUCAUCCACAGUGAUGCCACCACAAAAUACUGUACCGGUUGUGACAUCUCCUGUGAAUAUGCAACCCACAACUGUGACACCUACCGUUGUCGCAAAUCCAAUGGUCGUUCAACAACAGCCAACCACUCAACCAGAAAAUGACUUGAAGUCUAGAAUGGCGAAGCUUGGAGCUCAUUCCUAUGGAGUUGUGUUAACUCAACAGCAACCUGUACAGCAACCACUUCAACAACAAUCUGUGCAGCAACCACUACAACAACAACCCAUCACAACCCCAACUGAGCAACAGCAAAAUGUGGCCAUUCAACAACAACCAAUCACAACCCAACAAGCAGAAACUGUUUCCACAAGUGUAGUUGUGAACUCGAGCGUUAAUGCUAAUAGCACCACUAAUGCAACCAUUAACACAGUGACGACCAGUAAUGUGAAUGCUGUCGAUAAUAACAAUACUUUAACACCGUCUCCAUCGAACAAUGUUUCCACAGUAGCUUCACCUGUGACAGCAGCGACUACAAGCAAUGCUGAAAUUGAAGCUCUCAAACAACAACUCUUGACUCUUCAAUCUCUCAUUACAUCACAAAAUAAUACAUCCUCUCAGACAGCUAUUGAAAAGAAUUCUCAAGUUUCUACACCAACUAUUAACACUGAAGUUAAGAAGCCUGCCAGCACAAGCAAUGCUGCCACAACUACCACCAUUACUUCUACCUCUGGUAAUACCAAUCAAUGGAUUGAUGAUGUUUCCGUUCUUUUGACAAGACUCGACAAAAUUGAGAAAACGAUUGAUAACAUGUCUUUCACUCAGCUCAUUAGAAAUGCAGUCAAGUUUGGAAGCGAUUUGGACGGAGAAAGUGUUGAGGAUGAAGAAAAAGAAGAUCAAGAUGCUGAAAAGGAAAUUUCUACUCAUGGCUAUCAAUUGAGAAAGUUCAAGAAAUCUCACAUUUUCAUGUCAGGCCCUCUUCUUAUUGAAAAUAUUCAACAUUUAUUAGCCACCAACAUGAAGCUCGAAGCAGAUCUUCAAAAGGAGAGAGAACAAGUCGAUUCAUUGAUUGAGAAAAUUUCCCAACUCCGCAAAAAACAAGAAAAGUAUGCUCAACAACAGUUGGAACUCACUCAUUUGAGUCUUGAAAGCAAUAACUUGUCAGAGAAGGGCAUGUAUGAAGAAGAACUGCAAAAACUCAAUGAAACCAUUACAACUCUGCGUAAGCAGCUUGCAGAACAAAAGAGAAAAACAUCUCGCGCUCAAGAGCAAGUUCAAUCCGAGAAGGAGACGAUCGAAAAUUUGCAAACUGAAGUAGAAGUUCUCAAAAAGGAGAUUGAAGAAAUCAAUGCAGAGAAUAAGAAGAAGAAGAUCAAAUUAGAGAGUGAUCACAAGGAAAGGAUUGCUACCUUGGAGGAAGAAUUCAAUGAAAAGAUUCAACGACUCGAAAAUGAACACAAUUUGGCCAUCCAAAAACUCAAGAGAGAUCAAAAAAUAGAAAUUGAAAGAAUUCGAGCUGAGCACAAUGAAUCCAUGGAAAAGAGUUUGAAAAACUCAGAAUCUGGAGCAGAAAUGCUUCGUGAAAGCAUUGAAAAAUCAUGGAAAGAAAAGUUGAGAAAUUUGGAAGAACAAAGCUCAGAAGAAAUUUCCAAUCUCACACAACACGUGAACAAACUUAAGGAAGCUGUCACUACUCAAGCUUCAAAGAUUACAGAACUCAACGAAGAGCUAGAAGCUAAAAAUCAAGAAAUCUCCGAUUUGGAAGAACAAAAUACUGCCAAUCUCAAGAAACUUCGUGAGAAAUUCUUGGAAGCCUUGGAUAAUAAGGCAGAGAAUGUGAGAACUCUUUUCACAAGUAUAUUCAGAACUCUUGUAAACAAAAUUUAUCACACCUUUAUGCAAGGAAUUUCUGGAAAGAAACUUUCACCUGCUGCCACAUCAAGCUUUUUGGGCACCAUUGUGAAAAAGUUCAGCUUGAAGGCCAUUCAAUUAAUAUCUGAGGAAUUCAGUGGCGUUAAAUUGUUGAAUUUCGAUCCAAAUAUUUAUAUCGAUUAUGAUCCAGAAGAAGAAAAUGAAGAGGAAAUGGAUGAAGUCAUCCUUCGACGUCGAACACUUUUAACUUUGGACCUGAAUGAAGAUGAACUCGAAGAUUUACAAUUCGAAGACGAAGAAGAGACUGAACAAGUAGCUCAACAAACACUACCACCACUCAAUAGGGAAGAAUUGGAACAAAACAUUCGUGAACAAUUAUCGGAAGAAUUUAAAGAAAAAAUUCAAGCAUUAGAACAAACACUUUUUGCAAAGCAGAAGGAAUUGAAUGUUCUUUAUGAAAAGCAGCAAGAAGAGGGAAGAAAGGUUACUGAAAAUUCUACUACUGCUGAUGAGGAAAUAGAGGAGAAUAUUCGGAAACGAGUGGAAGAGGAAUGGAAAGAGCGUUACGAUGUGUUGAGCCGAGAAUUGGAAUUGUUGAAGAAGAAGAGCAAUGAUAAGGCUAUGAUGACUCAGAGUUGUGAGGUGCAGCAUGAUCAACACGAUCAUCAUGAUUCAGAAAAGAAAGAAGAAGAAACCUACCCGGAAGAAUUUAUGCCAACAAGAGAAGACAUUGUAACAACAACAACAACAACUGAAGAGGAAACACAACCACAACAACCAGAAGAAGAAGAGGAGGAGGCGCAACCUCCAAGAGCCUCCUCCACACUCGUGGAACCAGAGGAUGAAGAUUCUGCGCUAAGUGCUAGCACACCUGUGGUGGAUGUUGCUGAUGAAGAAGCAAACUCAGAAGAAGCAAUGAAAUCAAACACUGAACAGCAAGAAUCACCUGAAGAACAACAAGUGCAGCAUGCCUUACAAGAUGGAAAUCAUGACACUCUUGAAAGUCAAGAAGAACAGCACGAGGAGGCACGUGAGAAGGAUUUACAUGAAGAGGCUGCUUCUACUCCCGAAGAAAAUCAUACUGCCUCAAGCAAUAGUGUGACACUCACUCUGCCACAAGAGACAGAAGUUAGUAUUACUUCAGGUAAGGAUGAAAGAGAAGACGACUUGCAAUAUGUUCAGUCGAAUGGUCAUCAAGAGGUGUUCGAAGAAGCGCCACAAGUUUUCACAGACACACCUUCGCUCAUUCCUUCUGAGGAGCAAGAUGGAAAAGCUUCACAGGAAACCAAUGCUGAGAGAACAACUGAACAAGUCACUCCUCCAACACAAAUUCAAUCCAACAUUUCCCCUUCUUCGACACUGGUUCAACCAUCACCAGAACAGUCUUCAAAGAAGUCACCCAUCAUGUCUGUAUUCGAUGAAGAAAGCGAUGCUAGCCAAAUAGAUCCUUGGCUGCAAACAACAGCGACUGCUGUUCAGAAAACAAGCACACCCACCAAGUUCUUGUUUGAAUCUGACGACGAAGAAGACGAAAAAGCAAAAAAGCAACGAGAGGCAGAGCUUCAGAAAAAGAAAAAGGCAACCACCUCGAAAUUAUUUGAUGAUGUCGACGAUGAUUUCUUUUAA
This is a messenger RNA of Naegleria fowleri, 4506 nucleotides long. RefSeq lists its product as uncharacterized. The record is from RefSeq and is a predicted model, not a curated record. Gene Ontology annotation, molecular function: peptidyl-prolyl cis-trans isomerase activity. Lineage: Eukaryota; Heterolobosea; Eutetramitea; Acrasida; Naegleriidae. The transcript has 3 exons. The coding region runs from base 1 to 4506 and encodes 1501 amino acids.